AAAGUUUGGAGUGAUCUGAGCUUCCAUGAUUUUUUUUAGAUUUUUUAAAGCCCGAAAUCACUAAGAAAACCCGUUUUGAAAUCGCUAAAAAUCGGACCCGUUUGAAACGCUAUUUUUUUUUCGCGCCAUGGUGAUGACGUAGACAGGCGAGGAAACAACAACUUCCCUAUCUACCGUGUGUAAUGUUACCUACGUGUGUCAUAAUUUUCUGAACUUAGGUAGUUUUUUUGAAAUCAUUUGAAAGUAUUUUUUGGAAUUUCUACGUUCAAAAUUCCGCUGUCGAGUCUCGAUAUGUUUGAUACAACUCUUUUCGAGUUUAAUCAUUAAUUGUCGUAUACGAAUGUAAACCUAACCUUGAUCACUUGCAAAACAAUAAUAUUGCUAAAUCAUACCCAAGAAUAGUCACGAAAAUCAGAAAAUGACCAGUAAAGUGAAGUGUUUUGUGCGUGAUUGUGGAAAUUCAAGUGAUUCCACACCGGGAAAAAUAUUUUUUACAGUUCCUAAAGGGGAAAGGAGGAGGCUAUGGUUGCAGAUGGCCCGAAGUCAGUGCACUUCUUUGCAGUCCUCUCUUCGCUGCUGUGAAGAUCAUUUUGAUGUAGAAAAGGAUGUUGAAAAUUGGAUCCAGAAUAAGGUGAUGAUGGAAAGCGGGUUGAAACCAUUUCCUUGGGUCCUCAGGAAAGAUGUGACUCCCCAUUUGUUUGACUGUCAGAAGGACCGUAAAAGGUCUCACACACUUUCAAUAAGGUCUGCCGUAGAGAAGAGGAAGAGAAUGGAAGUCCUAAAGGACAUAUCAAAUACAGAUGCUGGAAGGUCUGAUGUAGGAGCGGCCGCUUUGGAGUAUCCAGUAACAGAGCCUCUGGAAACAAAUGUGGAGCCUGCGGUUCCAUUGCAAGUGAUUAAUGAUGUAUCAGCCUUUGUUGAUGACCUGUCUGUUAAUGACAUUUCUGUGGAAUGUCAUGUUGAGAUCCAUACAAAUUUAGAACCUGCCCACAAUACAGCAGCAGCACUUCCAGAGACUGUCAUAAAUUUCACUCCUGAAUAUCGUUGUGAAGCUCGAAAGACAGUACGAGAUACCCAGACUCAGACUGCUUACCCCAGGUAUCGCAGUGAACACACUCAAACGAAGGUUGCGGCUACCAAAGAAAGUUCGUCGCAGACAACGCAAGGCAGGGUUUUCUGGCAUGACGUCUACUCAAUGGAGGAACUUGAAAAGUCCUUAAACGAAACACAUCUCAGCGUCGCUACAGAUAAUGCUUCAGCAUCUGAGUAUGUACCAUCAGAAGUCACUAAUACUUCUGUUGACACUUUACCAGAUGAAGUGAAAGAUCUUCACCUAGGCGUUACAGUUGCGACCUGUAAUAUGCAAUUGAUGGAGAAAUUUCCCCGAGUUUUUGUGGGACUAGAUAAGGAAACCAUGUUCCUGGUUCCAUUGUUACAAAAGCACGCUGGCUUAGAUAAAAGGAACAUAUUUGUAGCUCUCAGAAAAAUACGCUUAAAUGAAUCCUCUGAAGUAUUGGGGCAUAUUUUUUGGCUUCAUCGGAGCUCAGUUUGUAGAAUAGUAAAUGAGUCAAUUCCUAAAAUUGCAAGGUUCAUGGCAACAUGCAUCAAGUGGCCAAGCCCACAGAUAAUUCAAUCUAAUGUCCCGCUCGCUUUCAGGGCACAUUAUUCUACAGUACAGUCCAUCUUGGACUGCUUUGAGGUUGAGAUAGAAAAAUGUUCUAAUCCAUUGUUUCAAUCGUUGACUUGGUCGGAGUACAAGAAGCGCAAUACAAUUAAAUUUUUAAUUUCUAGCACACCAGAUGGUCUUAUAAAUUUUAUUUCUAGUGCAUAUGGGGGAAGAGCAACCGACUGCAACAUUUUACGUGAUAGCGGUUAUCUUGAAGUUCUGCCUCGCAACACAUUAGUCAUGGCAGAUAGAGGAUUCAAAAAUGUAGAAAGUCUCAUAUCAGAUAGUGGCUCCCGAUUAGUACGCCCUCCUACUGUUCAUACUGAAGAGAAGACCGUAAAGAAGGGAAAUUCUGAGAAAGUAUUAAAGGAAACAGUGAAAAUGACUAAAAGACAGGUUCGAGAAACAAAAGUUAUUGCUUCGCUCCGCAUUGUGAUAGAAAGAGUAAUAGGGCGCCUGAGAAACUUUGAAAUGGUAGAUCAUGCUGCAAAUUUCCACCAUGAUUUGCUCAGCUUAGCAAAUAAUAUUGUUGUAAUAGUCUGUGGACUUAGUAACCUUCAAGGACCUCUGUUUCUGUAGUUUCUGACUUGAUGCUUUAUUUUCCUUUUCCGACUUAUUUCUAUGUUAUAGUCAAUUUUUACAUGAAAAUAAAAUGAAAAUAAUAAGAUUUAA
This is a messenger RNA of Bemisia tabaci, 2338 nucleotides long. The record is from RefSeq and is a predicted model, not a curated record. Lineage: Eukaryota; Metazoa; Arthropoda; Insecta; Hemiptera; Aleyrodidae.